Messenger RNA from Insectozyma verbasci, 3210 nucleotides. NCBI's taxonomy places the organism in Eukaryota, Fungi, Ascomycota, Pichiomycetes, Serinales, Debaryomycetaceae. The record is from the annotation of a GenBank genome assembly.
AUGAAAGUUCAUGCUAAGGAAUGGUCAUUUUGGAAUAAGUUAUAUUAUGGGGAACCCCAUCAACCAAUUAGUUUACCAUCGGAAGAUCAACAAGAGAAUUUGGAAUCAGAUGCAACCGAUAAAUCAACUACAAGUUAUGGUACUUCUGAUUAUGAUAAAGAUGAUGAUUCUGAUUAUUAUUUUGAUGAAAAGAAAGGUUUAUUAGAUUUAGAAAAUCAAGAUCAAGAGUCAAAUGAAAAACAAGAACAACCUAUUAAGACUGCAAAAUGGUCAAGACGUGGUAUUCAAUUUUUAUCAAUAGUUGCUGUUAUUUACUUAUCGCUUUUCACUUUAUCACAAUAUUUUGAAUUUAACCUUGAAUCAUUAUUUGAUUUUAAAUGUAGUCACCACUCCCAAAAUUUAACUCAUACUUUUAAACGUUUACCAUACAAACAUUUAAUAGAUUUUGUUGAAACAGAAACAGAAACCGAAUCUAAACCUCCAAAAGAUGUUAUUUCUGUUUCUUAUCCAUAUGUUCCAAGUCCAUUUUAUGGUGAAUCAAAAUUUCAUACUACUUUAAUUAAUCAUACUUAUGGUAAUAGUUAUGAUAAACCUGCAAUUUAUAAAUUUACUCCUCCUUCAAAUUUAUCAUUUGAUGCUGUUGUUUUAACUUUAUUUACUUCAGUUGGUGGUGUUCAAUAUGAUAGAUUAGCUAAUAUUUUUGUUAAUGGUGCUCAAAUUUGGAGAACUUCAACCAUUGAACCAGGUAAUAAUAAGGUACAUUCAAAAUUUAAAAAAGAUGUUUCUUCGUAUGCUAAUUUAUUUAAACAACAUGAAAAGAAUGAAAUUUUAUUUCAAUUGGACAAUAUUGUAAAUGAUAAAUUAACUGGUGAAUUUAAAAUUGUUUUAGUGGCUGAUUUUUAUGAAAAACGUUUCCCACAUCAUCCACCACAUCAUCACAAUGAAUCCGAUCAUGAUCAUAAAAAACUUGAAGCCGAACAUCGUGGAGAACCUUUAGAAUUACCAGAAACUAAAAAACAUAAGAAGAUUGUUUCAUAUGAAGAAUUUGAACCAAAUUGUCAUGGAAAACAUCAUAAUUUUGAUUGGAAACAUAGAAAAGAAGAAGAAUUUGACUCAGAUUCAGAUUCAGAUUCAGAUAAUGAAGGUUUCUCAUUUAAAGGUAUUAGAAAACACCAUGAAGAUGAUGAUGGUGAUAAAAAACCAAAACAUCCAAAAAAACCUAAACAUCCUAAACAUCCAAAGAAACCAAAACAUCCAAAACAUCCAAAACAUCCACCUAAACAUAAAGAUCCUCAUCAUGUUCCUCCUCCACCAACUCCACCAUCACCUCAUCAAAAAUUAUUUCUUACUUCUAAACCAGCUGAUAAAGUUUAUCCAUUAACUUCCAAUAAAGAUAAUCAAGAAGCACCAGUUGCUUAUUUAUCAUCACAUAAGAUUAAGGUUCAAUUGCCAACAGUUUCCAAAAAUACUACUCGUUUAACAGUUUCAGUUUUUACAUCAGGUAAUUCAGCUGAAGAAUUUUGGUACACUAAUGUUCUUGAUCAAUAUACUCAAAUUUUCGAAGAAGAAGGUAAUGAAUUUAUUGGUAAAGGUCCUCUUAGAUUUUUGAAUUUAUAUUUCAAUGGUGAAAAAAUUGGUACACAAACUCCACAACCUGUUAUUUUCACUGGGGGUAUUUCUCCAGCUUUAUGGUCACCAGUUGUUUCAAUUUCAGCAUUUGAUGUUCCAGCAAUUAAUAUUGAUGUUACUGGAUUAUUACCAUUAUUAUGGGAAAAAUCAACAGAUGAAAGAAUUUUAGAAAUUGAAGUUUCAAAUGGUUUAGGUGAAACUGGUCAUGCAGAAAGUAAUAAUGUUAAUGAAAAUUGGAUUACCUCAGCUAAUUUAUUAGCUUAUGAGUCACCAAAAAUUAAAGAUGCAGUUGGUGAAGUUAUUAAUAUUGAUCAUAAGAGUAGAGGUAAAGUUGUUGCAUUUACUCCACCAUUUACUCAUUCGUUCCAACAAAUUGUUUCAGGUAUUUUACAAGCUCAAUUGAUUAGUAAUGUUAAUUUCACAUUAGAUAAUGGUCAUGUCUUAAAUACUACAAUUAGUUCAUACACUAAAGGUGAAAUCUCAAAUGUUCAAAAUUAUGCAAAAUAUGGUGAUUCUCAACAAUUAGUUCAUAUUGGUCAUUCAUCAAGUUCAAUUUUGAUUCAAAAUGCUGAUGUUCCAGAACAUCCAGAUCAUGAUGAUGAACACGAACAUCCACAUCCACAUCCAUUGAAAAAAGGUAAACAACAUAAAAAACAUCAUAAACCACCAUAUCAUUUACCAUUCAAUACAAUUUAUGGUUAUAAUAACUCAGAAAGUUAUCCAUUAAUUCUUUCAAUUGAUCAACAUGAAAAAAAUAUUGAUAAUGAAGAAGAUUUCAUUGUUGACUAUGAUGUAAAGAUUGUUUAUUCAACUGUUAUUGAUACGUUGAUUCAUAAAUUGGGUAGAAUUUUCCAAAAGACUAAACAAGAUGGUAAAUCACAUUUUGUAUUAUCAAAUAAAGGUAAUCAUGGUCAUGGUGCUUUAAAAACUUUAUAUAAAUCACACAUUAAAUUUGGUCCAUUUGAUCAAGGUUAUAGAAGAUUUGUUGAAGCUGUUAAUGGAACAAUUGUAGUUGAUCAUAUUCACGAAAGUAGAGAUCGUUCAAAUGGUCCACCAAAACAUGAUAAACCACAUCAUGAAAAACCACCAAAACAUGAUAAACCACAUCUUGAAAAACCACCAAAACAUGUUAAACCACAUCAUGAAAAACCACCAAAACAUGAUAAACCACAUCAUGAAAAACCACCAAAACAUGAUAAACCACAUCAUGAAAAACCACUAAAACAUGAUAAACCACAUCAUGAAAAACCACCAAAACAUGAUAAACCACAUCAUGAAAAACCACCAAAACAUGAUAAACCACAUCAUGAAAAACCACCAAAACAUGAUAAACCACAUCAUGAAAAACCACCAAAACAUGAUAAACCUCAUCAUGAUAAACCACCAAAACAUUUCAAAAAAGGCAAACAUCCAAAAGGUGGAGAAUUUGAUAUUGUCAAAUAUUCAAUUGAUUUAAUGACUGAUUUACAAAUCAAUAUUAAUGAAAAAGUUCAAGGUGCUAAAUCAUGGUUUAAAGUUAAAAAGCUUAUGAAUAAAGAUCUCAAACAUGGUUUUAAUGUUUUGAAAAAUAAAAUUCAUUAG